Lottia gigantea (owl limpet) is the source of this 1188-nucleotide messenger RNA. RefSeq lists its product as hypothetical. NCBI's taxonomy places the organism in Eukaryota, Metazoa, Mollusca, Gastropoda, Lottiidae. The coding region runs from base 55 to 774 and encodes 239 amino acids. The record is from RefSeq and is a predicted model, not a curated record. The transcript has 6 exons.
AGCACAUGGCCGACUGGUAUUUUGUAAACAAAACACUCGUUUCACAGAUAUAAAAUGGCACUUCGGCUUCGAUCAGCUGCUAACACAUUUGAUGGAAGUGACGAUUCUUGUGAAUCAGAUUCGGAAGAAGAAAUUGAUAUGAAUAGUAAUUGUGAUUCUAAUAAUGAGGGCAUUGAUGCUGAUCAAAAGGAUUUUGAUGAUGCCGAUGAUUUAUAUAAAGAAGAAGAAAAUAAUUAUAUAAUACAUAGUGAUGAUGACAAAUCAAGUGAUGAAGGCCCAGAUGAUAUUGGAUUUAAUGUCAGUAAAAAUGAAGCAUUAAAAAAUAUUCAACAAGCUAUCACUCUCUUGAAGAAUGACAAAGUAUCCAAGAAAAAUAAAAGAAAGCAAAAAGAGGAGUUAUUUCAAAUGCAAAAGAAAAAGAAAUUAGCAGAAAUGGAGAAGAAUAAAUUAUCAGAAGAUAUUCUAGAAGCUGUUUCAGGAAAAUCUUUUAAGGCAACAAAACAGACAAAUUUUGAAGAGGAAAAAACAAAAAAUAGUCGUAUUAGGUUUGAAGAAGAUGAAUUGUUUGAUAAUGAACCUGUUGUAGAAUCUGAGGAGUUUAUUCCUUUAAACAGCUCCAAAGGUUUAGUUGUCAAAUCUGUCCAAUCUAAAAAGAAACCAUCACAUAAAGCUAAAGAUUUUCGUGAUAAUAUGUUAUAUGGUAACAGAAUAAAAAGAGUAGAUGCUCAAACAUUAGAAAGACAGAAAGCCAAAAGAAGAGCAAGAUAUGUUUGACAGUUUAAUGGCUUAAAAGAAUCAUAAUAGAUUCUGUUUUCAAUGGCCAAAAUUAAUCAUAGAACAUUAUUCAAAUGAAGAUUGAGUUCUCAUUGAAGGUUGGAUCAAAUUCAUUUUAACUUGAUGAAAGACAUCUUUGGCAGAAUUACUCAACUUUUUUUUGUGAGAGCUCCUUUGGGGAAAGCAUUUUCUUCAACCAUUUUGAUACGGCAAAGAAAAUGUUUAGAUUUAGCACUGUGUCAGCAAGGAAAAAACUAGCAAUCUACCAUACUGCUAUGGCGGUUCUAUGUUUCAUUGUUCUAUAUAUCGAUUAGAAAUAAAUAUUGCUCUUUGAAUUGAUGUAUUGACCACAGUGACAAUAUUUUGUUAAAGUGUAUUCUGAAUUAUAAAAAUUGAAUAAACAUUCUUUUACUU